AUGCAUCUGCUUUGUCUGUCUGCCUUUGCGGGCGCCCUUGCCAUUGCCUCGAAUGUUACAUUCUUCGGCGCACCACGCUUCUCACUCCACGACACCCUUCCCAAUCGGGAUUCUCACGGCAAUGUCCUCAUCGCGCAGGAUUUCAGAAACACUGUGGAUAAGCCGAGUUGCGGAGGUGGCAGUAGCGCCAAUGCCCGCUCCAUUGCCUAUUACCAAGAAUGGAACAUCCGAACGCGGCCCUGCGACAAAGUUCGACCAUCACAGAUCAAAAUCGACGGUUUGACCCAACUCAACUUGGCUUUCGCUUAUAUCGACCCCAAAUCAUUUCAGAUACGCCUGCAGAACCCACAAGACGAUAUCGUCUAUCGUGAGUUUGUGGAACUCAAGAACCGUGGCAUACAGGUCUGGCUUGGUGUCGGCGGCUGGGAAUUCAGUGAUGAGGGUCCAACGCGCACCACUUGGUCCGACUUAGCCAGUAGUCCUGCGAACCGCAAGACCUUCAUCACGUCGACGCUUCGAUUUCUCAAAGAAUAUGGCUUCCAAGGGCUCGACGUUGAUUGGGAAUGGCCUGCAUCUUCCAGUCGCGGUGGGUACCCUGAGGACACACAGAACCAGGUCAAUCUCAUGAAAGAGCUGCGUGAUGCACUCGGGAAGGACUAUGGUCUCACUUGUGUUCUGCCCCAUGAUAACACCUUUUUGCAAGGUAUCGAUGUCAAGGGUCUGUCGCAACACGUCGAUUGGUUUAACAUUCUCACGUACGAUCUCCAUGGCUCAUGGGACGAGAACAACCCAGCAAUUGGAGCCAGAAUCCGCCCGCACACUGACUUGAAAGAGAUCGAUACUCAUUUAGAAGCUAUGUGGGCUACCGGUGUUCACCCAAGCAAGUUUACCCUUGGUCUUGCCUAUUAUGGCCCGUAUUAUCAAGGAUCGGAACCUGACUCCGAGCUUUAUCGAAGGAGGUACCAGUGCAAUGCAAUUGUCCUGGGGUAA
Didymosphaeria variabile is the source of this 990-nucleotide messenger RNA. RefSeq lists its product as uncharacterized. Gene Ontology annotation, biological process: carbohydrate metabolic process. The record is from RefSeq and is a predicted model, not a curated record. Gene Ontology annotation, molecular function: chitin binding. Lineage: Eukaryota; Fungi; Ascomycota; Dothideomycetes; Pleosporales; Didymosphaeriaceae. The transcript has 4 exons. Bases 1 to 990 code for a protein of 329 amino acids.